CGCACAGGUCGGGAGGCUUUUCCGCCUCGCGUUUCCCUCCCGCCUGCGCGCCCGCCCCAGCUAUCAUGGCGGCUCCCUUGGCUCUGGUGGUGGUGGUGGCCGUGACCGUGCGGGCGGCCUUGUUCCGCUCCAGUCUGGCCGAGUUCAUUUCCGAACGGGUGGAGGUGGUGUCCCCACUGAACUCUUGGAAGAGAGUGGUUGAAGGCCUCUCACUGUUGGACUUGGGAGUGUCUCCGUAUUCUGGAGCAGUAUUUCAUGAAACUCCAUUAAUAAUAUACCUCUUUCAUUUCCUGAUUGACUAUGCUGAAUUGGUAUUUAUGAUAACUGAUGCACUCACUGCUAUUGCCCUGUAUUUUGCAAUCCAGGACUUCAAUAAAGUUGUGGUAAGUAUGACCAGAAUCUUUAGGAGAAAACCAGGUCAAAGCAGACCAUUUAUAAUUUGGCUCUCUUUUUUCCCCUCCCUUUGUUUUCUUCAUUCCAGACUUUCUGUUCCAGAUCUUACUCCAAACAUCGGUCUUUUUUGGUACUUCUUUGCGGAGAUGUUUGAGCACUUCAGCCUCUUCUUUGUAUGUGUGUUUCAGAUCAACGUCUUCUUCUACACCAUCCCCUUAGCCAUAAAGCUAAAGGACCACCCUAUCUUCUUCAUGUUCAUCCAGAUUGCUAUCAUCUCCAUCUUCAAGUCCUACCCAACGGUGGGGGACGUGGCCCUCUACAUGGCCUUCUUCCCUGUGUGGAACCAUCUCUACAGAUUCCUCAGAAAUAUCUUUGUCCUCGUCUGCAUCAUUAUCGUCUGCUCCCUGCUCUUCCCUGUCUUGUGGCACCUCUGGAUUUAUGCGGGAAGUGCCAACUCUAAUUUCUUUUAUGCCAUCACGCUGACCUUCAACGUUGGGCAGAUCCUGCUCAUCUCGGAUUACUUCUAUGCCUUCCUGCGGCGCGAGUACUACCUCACCCAUGGGCUCUACUUGACUGCCAAGGACGGCACAGAGGCCAUGCUUGUGCUCAAGUAGGCCUGGCUGGGCCCAGGGCUGCAUGGACUUCAGGGGGUGGAAGGGCCAGGAGCUGGGCCCAGCCCUCGAGCCGGAGUUGCCAGCAGAGGAGUCCUCAGGCAAAUGAGGUUUGAGUCCAGGGUUCCGUAGCUCUGGCACCAGAGGGGAACUGGGGCUGGCAGCAAGGCCAGUGGGGAGUAGCCAGGAGCACCUCCCCUUGGGCCCCCACUCUUUUGGCUCUGCAGACCAGGGAGCCCCCUCCGAUGCUGGAUAGGGGAAGAAGCAGGGGAGCAGGAUUUGUUAGGUUGUGGCUACUUAAUAAAUGUUUUUUGUUAUGAAAUCUA
This is a messenger RNA of Leptonychotes weddellii (Weddell seal), 1330 nucleotides long. Lineage: Eukaryota; Metazoa; Chordata; Mammalia; Carnivora; Phocidae. The record is from RefSeq and is a predicted model, not a curated record.